Messenger RNA from Trichobilharzia szidati, 4055 nucleotides. NCBI's taxonomy places the organism in Eukaryota, Metazoa, Platyhelminthes, Trematoda, Strigeidida, Schistosomatidae. The record is from the annotation of a GenBank genome assembly.
AUGAUGUGUAAUCAUUGCGUAACACAUUUUUUUAUUGGUCAUCCACAUAUUGAACAAGAAAACAACUCACAAGAUAUGAAAGGUAACCAAACUGGAUUAUUUAUUAAGUCAGUCACACCAAAUGGAUUGGCAGAUAAGUCAGGGAAACUGAAAGCAGGUGAUCAGUUGAUAGCUGUAAAUUCUAUAAGCCUAUUAUCUUCACCUUCAGAAAUUCCUUAUACCUGUAACACGCAGGACUUCAGCGCAAAGGUGCAUGGACUACCUGACAGUCAUCAAGAAAUAAUUGUUAAACAAAACCAACUCAUCAAGAACUCACUGAAUAUAGUGAACAACGGUGAUAAUAGUUCUACAUAUCCCGAUGACACUCAUGCUGUUAGACCGUCUGAUAAAUAUGACGCAAGGCUACACUUUAACUGUGCAGAUGACGAAAUGAAAGCUUUGAACGAAAAUGCUACAAAAAUUAGUUCAGUGUAUCCGUUUGCAGCUAGAUUGCUAAAGCAAGCCUAUGGGCCAGUUAGGCUUAGUUUGAUUCGUUAUAAUAGUGUGGGAGAACGAAACGAGUCUCAGCCUCAACAGAACUGUCAUUUAGACAUAAGUGAAGGGACACAACAACACCUCAUCAACAUUUCACAGGAAGACAGUCAAGACAUCGUCACCUGUAAAACACAGACGCAAUGUCAAAUAUAUCCAACAAAAGGAAGAGAAGCAACUGAAGAGUUAACCAGUGAAAAGAGAAAUUAUGUAGACAAUGGGACACAGGUUCACAUGCCAACUAGAUCAUUUGAAUCAAUGACUAAAGAUUUCGGUGUUCAGUUCACAACUAAUGAAAUUCUCCGAACAUCUAAUAAAAAAGAAAUAAACAAAGUGGCUCCCUCACCGUGUCAGCUCAUAUCAACACCGAAACAUUUACAAAGAGAUAGGAAGUGUAUUCACUGCAAGCAUCUACAAUGUACCAGCAGUGUAUCAGCUAGACGACAGUGCAUAAAACAGAAUUUAUUCAAGGUAAUUCUGAAUGAUGGCGAUGUAACGAGAAGUAAGGUCGACUCAACAACUCCAACUCCCAAGCCCCGUACAAUUCACUUGAAGUGUGACAAAUGUGCUCAUAAAAAUGAUAUUUCAAGAUCAAUUUUUACAGACGAACCCAUAGCAUGCACCACAAGUAAAGAGUACAAUGUCAACAAUAUUAUUAAACACGUUCCAAAACCCGUGAUUUGUCCAACAACUUCAUUGUCAUUAACGAAAUACAGAGUAAACUCGAAUCCUGCAGUAUUUAAACAUCCUCAUGGUAACAAGAGUAAUAUAAAUGCCUUAGAUUUGCAAGGCUCAAAAAUCCCUUACUCACAAAACUAUCUUUACCACUUGAAAGCACAAAGAGAAAAGGAAGUCACAUCAAUACCCAGUACGCAUCAUUCUUACUACUGUCAUAUUCAUGAUUACUUCUCAGUGAAACCUUUACUCUACAGUCAUGCUAAGAAAGCAUCACAUGAAAACACCGUUAAUAUCUUUACUCAUAAUGAAGAAGGACAAAGUACGCAGACACAUUUAAAACUUGAAAAACGAUUACGUCUCCUUCAUGAACGCCUGUUACCAGAGUUUCACUUGUCUUCUUCAAAUAGACAUGAGCAACAUGAAAGAGAAAGGCAAGAAAAAGAGGAAUACAUUAUGUUACAAGACGAGGCAGGAGAUGGACUGAACUCAGUGCUAAAGGAAUCGAACACAUUCUACAAGUUUAUUGAGAACUUAAGUGAAACCGAAUGGGAAAUUUUGAUGAAAAUAUUAGGAAACAGAACUGAUUGUGAAGUCGCAUAGAUAUGAUGUUAGCCAUGAUACAUUCUUCUAAAGUCGACAUUUAUGUCACUGAAAGUAUUCGCUGUAAACCAACUAACCAACUAACUAGUGUAUAACAGCUAAUUACAUAUGGAAUGAUGCAAGCAAUGCUAUAUGGAACCAUAAAUGUCCGGAGAAUCAUAAUCAUAGCGUCUUUAUGAAGUCCUUAGUUCAAGUAUCACGUUUGGUAUGCAGUUUAAUGUAGACUUUCAUUUUUAUCAUUUAGAAACAAGCUAAAUUUUAUCAUUAUGCUGCUGAUUAUUCAAACAUGUGUGUGUAAGAGUGUGUACGUGUGUGCGAGGCACUUCAUCGAGUUCAUGUAAACAGAAACAUAGAAUAUGAAUUAAUAAAGUGAAAGGUUGUAACAAGUCAUGCAAAUACUCACUAGUCCGUGACGUGCAAAUGAACCGUAUGGAGCACAUGCAACGAAAACUGCUUCUGAAAUCAACUUGUAUGCUUUACUGUCACUUAAAUGAGUACAAAUAUCUAUGUGUACACGUGCAUAAUUGUUUUUGCCCUAAAAUGUAUUUCUCUCUUUUAAAUGAGAAGUCAUGAUAAUGUAUUUCAUUUUUGUUAUUGUUACUAUCAUUAUUACUAUUGCUGUUUAUGAAGUCAAUCGUCCGAUGUAAAAUGAGCAAGUUAUAAAGUCAAUAAAUAAAGUGGAGUUAGUUACAAAAAGUAAACAAUACGCAUAUGUCUGAACAAUUUGUAGAUACAGAUAAACGAAAACACUCAUCAGACCUUACUGGCAUAGACGGAAAAGAGUAAUCUUCGUGUUUGCUUUAAUAUAUUAGAAUUUGACUGACUGACUGGGUUCAGCAUAGAACUUUGCACAGAAGUGCAGCAGUUCGAAUCGCCACACUCCAUGUAACACAAAAAGGAAGACAAAAGAGAGAGAGAAAAAGAGAUUCAGCAGGAAGACAGAAUACAGAAAUGUGAAGGGGGAAGAAAAGUAAUAUAGAAAAAACAACAGAGUUUUAUUGGAUAGGUCAAGUCACAAAAAGUGAAUGUAUCUGCGUCAUUGACAAAGAUUUUGAGCCAUAUUACCAAUUGUCUCCAGUCUUCAUUGAUUCCUACCAUCCCAAGGUUCCCAACCAGUCACAAAGUCUAUAUCUUUCUACGUGGCUAAAUCCAACUGUAGUGGAUUACAUUGUCUGAUGCCGUGUUUUCGUUUGACCACCACUAGCCCUUUUCCAACCUGAUCCUAUGUCAGCUUACACUGUCCAUAGAAGAAGGCGAUCAGUGACCUGGGAUCCAUGCGUGACGCAUGUCCUAACCAUCCCAAUUGAUGUAGCUUCACAACCUCGUCGAUUGGUUCCCCUCCUUUCCUAACACUAGACACCUAACCUCAACAAUGCUCACCGUAUUAUACCACUGAAUACGGGAGAUAAAACGCGGGUACCUAUGGUCACAGAAUUAGAAUUAACUGGAAGAACAUGUGUAGCAGAAAUGACGUGAGACGGAGCUGAAUUAACUACAGAAUCUGUUUGUUAAACGUUGGUGAGAAUUCCAUUGGUAUGCAUACUUUUAACAUAUGAGUUUUAAUUUGUACAUUUAAAUAUAUUGGAUGAUCCACUGUGAAAUUGUUUUGUACUACUUCGAAUCAGAAAGUGCACUAAGCAAGUGAUCUUCAGAAAAAGUUAACUCCCAUCAUAUGGUUGGAAGAGCUGACACAACUGCUAUAAAUAGUUCCACUGAGUCUUAUCUAGGAUCUCUGUAUUGAUAGCGAAUAAGCUCGUUAAUUAAUAGACACACUACCACCUUUGAUAUAAUGAAGCCAACGAAAACUGUUUUAUGAAUAAAUGUAUUUAUACACUUACUGUGCAGAAUAACUAUGAAUUAAACAAUGAAUUCGUGAUCUUUUUCAAAUGGCCUUUUCUAUGUCACAAGAUCAGAUAAAUAAUCACAUUUACUUCUUGUAUGAAAUGGGAAGUAGGAGAGCUGAAAUGAUUGGCGAUCUCAGAUAAACUUGUUGAUUUAUACUCAUGUUCACUGAGUUUCUGUCAGCUGUCAUAUGAAACAAUUAAGUGUAUCUGUGAGAGAGAGACUAGUUCAUACUCAUGACUCACCUAAACCAUCUAAUUCAUGAAGCCAGAAAUGAAUCAGCCAAAUCGUGUAAACCACAUAUCUGAGACGUGAAUCGUGGAUCUUAUAAGACGCCUACAUAUUCAUCUGGACAACUGAUCGAAUUGUAUGUGACGGACUGAGAUCGCCCAACAUUAUUCCUU